Candoia aspera is the source of this 412-nucleotide messenger RNA. RefSeq names its product mucin-13-like. The record is from RefSeq and is a predicted model, not a curated record. Bases 11 to 397 code for a protein of 128 amino acids. Gene Ontology annotation, biological process: heart development. The transcript has 6 exons. Lineage: Eukaryota; Metazoa; Chordata; Lepidosauria; Squamata; Candoiidae.
ACAAGCAGCUAUGAAAAGCUUUGUCUUUUUCGGUAUUCUGUGGCUCACCCUUGGGUAUGUAAGGCAAGCCUCCCAAUCCAUGAUUGAUUAUUUGGCGAAAAACAUUGAUCCUCCUGUUGAAAAGUGUCCUAAUCAGACUUCUAUCUAUGGUGCUACAUGUAUCAAGCUCUAUGACACGACUAUCUAUCGGUGUCCUUAUGGAUUCUACUAUAACUCAGCUUGCCAGCUAGGAAGAGUAUUCACAGGACAAGUGCCUCUGAAUGUCCCAUAUCAUGACUCUAUGGAAAACAAAGAAAGCCAAAAUUAUAUAGAAUUAUAUGAUAAUCUCACUCAUUUUUUCAACAAAACUUUUGAAGGAAAUGAUCUUCAAGAAAUAACCAUUUUUAGUGUGAAGUAAGUGUGGUGGGUUUGU